UGGGCAUGAAGGUGGAGUUAUAGGGCAGGCCCUGACACAUGCGCAGGGUGAUAGGUUCACAGGUGAACAUGCUGUGGCUCCCAGCAGCAGACUCCAUGGGGAUGGCUUCUACCACCACUGCUGGAGCCAUCAGCAUGGACACACACAGCACCCACAGGAGCCCCAUGGUCCCCGCAGGCAGGGGCAAGGACAGGGGCAAUGACAGGGGUAAGGAGGGACCCAGGCUGGACACAGGGACAGUCCGAAUGAUCACCCUCAUUCACAAAGGUUGGCGCAAGAGAGAGAGCUCACGCGUGGUACAGAUCUGACUUGUUGCAGAUUUGUAGCAGCUGAAAGAUGUCCUUUGCACCGAUGACCUCACUAACCUCGGCCAAGAUGACCUCACUAACCUCGGCCAAGAUGACCUCACUAACCUCGGCCAAGAUGACCUCACUAACCACGGCCAAGAGGACCUCACUAACCUCGGCCAAGAUGACCUCACUAACCUCGGCCAAGAUGCAGACGAAAAUGAGUGCCUGGACACCUCUUAACCACCAGCUGUCUAAUAACAAUGUGUUUGAAGAGCGAAGAAACCUGCUGGGAAAAUGGUUUGACAAGUGGAGUGACGGCCAGAGGAAGGCGGUUCUACAGGACUUUUUCUCGCGGUGUUCAGUGGGCCAGCUGCGUUUCCUCCGUCAGAACCUGACCAAGAGGGUUCCAGAAGAGAACCUAGACUUCACCUCUGUCCUGCCCAGAGUUCUCUCUCUCUAUGUCUUCUCUUUCCUCGACCCCAGGAGUCUUUGCAGGUGUGCACAGGUGAGUUGGCACUGGAAGGGUAUAGUUGAGUUGGACCAGCAAUGGAUGCCCAAGUGUCUUAAACUGGGCUGGUGCAUCAACUUUGCUCCCACACCAUUUGAACAUGGGGUCUGGAAGAGACACUACAUAGAGACCGUACUGGAGCUCCACAUCGGCAAACCUAAGACUCUAUCACAGCAGGAGUUCAUUGUCCCCGAGGUGACGUCCAUAAACAGUGUGACGUUUGACCAAUCAGAGAGCUUCCUCAGAGAGGUGCGAUCCGCACGUCCCGUCCAGCAAGAGAGGAGCGGUGGCGGCACCACAAGGUGGUCAGGGGGGUCCCAGCUGAAGGGGCUACCCCCGUGGAGGGGUGCAGACAGACACCCCACUGACACCGUGCGAUUCAAUUAUCUGGAAAAUCUGGACCCCAUAGAGCACGCCCACCAAGCAAAAGUGAAGAGCAGAGGGGUCUUCAACACAUACAAUGAAAAUAAGAAAGAGUUGUCUGCAUUCAAUUAUAAACUGCGCAAGGCAAAGUCAUUGAUGUUCCUGUCCUUGGACCUGACUCCAGGUUCGGGUUCUGGAGCAGGACAGCAGAAGCAGAACCGGUUCCGCCCCCAAUGGGCCACACAGAGCCUAGAUUACCCUGUCACCAAGGCAACAGCCAAGAGCCUGUCGCGGUCGAGCCAAUGGAACGCUGGGAUACGACCUGGUCCUGUGAGGCCAGCGGUGCCCAGGCUCAGUCAGGAAGGACUGAGGGCAUCAAUGAGGACAAACAGGAGUACUCCUAGUUAGAAACAUCUUUCCCUCCCUCCCUUCUUUCCUCCUUUUCUUCUUUCCUAAUUUCCUUAAAUCUGUCCAUCGCACAGGACACACAGGACCACGCCAGACAAUAGAUGACCAAUCCUUUCAAUGUACAUUCUUGGUUGAACUAACAGAAUGAGCUCUCCAUCAAAAAGGAAACUUGUGUCCAAGGAAAUACGUGACAUUACAUUCUUAUUCAAUGAAUGCUUUCUUUCACCGCGUGAAUGUUCUGUAUCAUGUAUGAUGUAUAAUUGACUUACAUGGUUUGAGGUUUCAGCAGCACCACUGUGGAUCAGUCGAGUGAACUUUAUCGCCACCCUGUGGAACACGUUAGUACUGUAGCGUGGAACAGAACGCAGCAGCGGUGCUCAACUGGAGUCUGACCAAU
This is a messenger RNA of Oncorhynchus masou masou (cherry salmon), 1966 nucleotides long. RefSeq names its product F-box protein 16 (gene fbxo16). The coding region runs from base 337 to 1569 and encodes 410 amino acids. The transcript has 8 exons. Gene Ontology annotation, molecular function: protein binding. The record is from RefSeq and is a predicted model, not a curated record. NCBI's taxonomy places the organism in Eukaryota, Metazoa, Chordata, Actinopteri, Salmoniformes, Salmonidae.